AUGCAAUGGGUAACAGCGUACUGUGGGCUUCAAGGUAACGAAACUGCAGACUUCUGGCCAAAAAGCCGCCAAGAUUCUAUCUAUAUUAAGAAAUCUCUUAAGCCAGUUCCUUUCCACACCGCAAAAAGGCUAAUAAAAAUCUCUCUUCGAACAACAUUUGAGGCAAAACUCCAAGAAGUAAAUAAAGAUAAGGACUGGUGGGAAGGAAUUAAAGAUAUUCCGUCAUGGCCAAGAGAAAAAUCUGCGGCCCUUUUUCGCCUUGCCACUGGCCAUGACAGUUUAUCGAAACACCUGUACAGAAUCAAAAUCUUUUCAAGCCCUUUUUGUCCAUUAUGUAACCUGCAAGAAGGAAUGGACGCUAACCAUCUGAGACGUUGUCCUGCACUUCCUCCUGGACCCUUGUGGGAACGUUAUUGGCGGACGAGAUACAUUAUUAAAGGCCUAUAG
Parasteatoda tepidariorum (common house spider) is the source of this 447-nucleotide messenger RNA. RefSeq lists its product as uncharacterized. Lineage: Eukaryota; Metazoa; Arthropoda; Arachnida; Araneae; Theridiidae. The record is from RefSeq and is a predicted model, not a curated record.